AACACACACAUGAAAAUUAAAAAUAAAAGCAAAAACAAAAAUUAGAAAAUUAAAAUGGAAACAAAAAAUUUAAAAUUUAAAACAAAAAAUAAAAAAAUUAAAUAAAAAAAUUAAAAAAUAAAAUAAAAUAAAUAAAACAAAAAUAAAAAAUAAAAUAAAAAAACUUAAAUUAAAAAUAAAAUAAAAAAUAAAAUUAAAAAAAUAAAAUAAAAUAAUAAAAUAUAAUAAAAUAUUAAGAAGAUUAAAAUUAAAUAAAAUAAAAAUAACAAUAAUAAAAUAAAAAUUUAAAAAAAAUAAAAAUAAAAAGGAAUAAAAUGUAAAAAAUAAAGUAAAAGAAAAACCUAGGACACAAAUGAAAACACACACACACACACACACACACACACACACACACACACACACACACACACACACACACGUGACAUCCCACGUGACACCCAUCGAGCAACCCCCAUCGCAUCCACUCCCGACCUCGAUUCAACAGCGAACGAUCACCUCCCUCGCUCCACUCGAUGUCUAACCCGUCCGACUCACCAGAGCGCCUCACACAAUCCGACGACGAGCCACCGCCUCCAUCUCCCACCCCAUUGGACGACGCAAGUGGCGACCAAUCAAAGCAGCUCGAUGUAGCAACCCAAGCGCGUCUCGAGGCUCUCCUCGAAGCUGCCGGCAUCGUCUCGAACACUCAGGAGGCACGCAGAGCGCUGGCCGACCCAGGAAUUCUGCGCCGCUUGACGACGUCAGUCUCAUCGGCUCUGGACGAGGCGACCGCCACUCUGUCGCGAAUUCGAGCCGAGAGCGACGCGAGGGGGCCCCCGACGCGCACGUCGCUCGCCGAGGCGUGCGCGAACGGUAACUACGCGGCGGUUAGUCAGUAUUUGAAUGACAAGCGCGGCCUGCAGGAUCUCACUCAAGAGGAGAGCGAGUCGUUGCUCAGUUUGGCCUGUUCGGCGGGGUAUUUCGAGUUGGCGCAGGUUCUCGUGUCGAUGCGGACGGCGAAGGAAGGAGAAGGCGCUCUAAAACAUGAUUCUACGCCUUUGAUGGAGGCUGCCAGUGGCGGUUAUGUUGACAUCGUCAAGCUACUAAACGCACACGGCGCUGAAGUGAAUGCUCAGAGUGAGGCAGGCAACACUGCUCUCACAUACGCAGCUUGCGGUGGCUACGAGGACGUCAUUCAAGUGCUUUUAGAGGCUGGUGCUACGAUUGAAGAGCAAAAUGAGAGCGGCCACACUGCACUGAUGGAAGCUGCUAGUGCUGGCCAUAUUAGCGUCGCUCGACUUCUUCUUACAAAAGGAGCCAACAUCAACAUGCACUCGAAUGAAUUCAAGGAGAGUGCGCUCACGCUAGCAGCAUACAAAGGUCACGCCGAGAUGGUCGAGUUUCUAUUAGAAAACGGUGCCGACAUGGACCACAAGACAGACGAGAUGCAUAACGCACUAAUGGAGGCUUGCAUGGAUGGGCAUGUUGAGGUGGCACGUGUUCUUUUGGAUCACGACGCGUCGGUCAACAUGCCAGCAGACAGCUUCGAGUCGCCGCUCACGUUGGCCGCAUGUGGAGGACACGUGGAGCUGGCCGCGUUGCUGAUAUCAAGAGGAGCCAAUUUGGAGGAAGUUAACGACGAAGGGUACACCCCACUGAUGGAAGCAGCUCGAGAGGGAAACGAUGUCGUUCAACUGUUGGUUGAAAACGGUGCUACUGUGAAUGCCAUCACUGAGGAGACUCAAGAGACGGCUCUUACUUUGGCUUGUUGUGGGGGACUGCUGGACGUGUCGAGAUACUUGCUUGACCACAAUGCUGACAUUGAAUUGGGUGCAUCUACACCUCUCAUGGAAGCAGCUCAGGAAGGGCAUGCCGAUCUCGUCAAAUUCCUUAUAGAGAAAGGUGCUAAUGUGGAUGCAACGACUGCCACGAAUGAUACUGCGUUGACGUUUGCGUGUGCCAACGGCCACACUGACGUGACUGAGAUUCUGUUGAAUGCUGGUGCAGAACUGGAGCACAAAUCAGAAGGAGGUCGAACUCCUUUGAUGAAGGCUGCUCGAGCUGGUCACUUGACAACUGUGGAGUUCCUUGUGUCAAAGGGAGCGUCUGUAAACAUGAAGACAACAAACAAUGAUCACACCGUGUUGUCGCUGGCAUCUGCUGGCGGACACCUGCCCAUAGUGAUGUUGCUAUUGCAGCAUGGUGCAGAUCCUGCACACGUAUUGAAGGAUUCGUCUACGAUGCUGAUAGAAACAUCUAAAGGCGGCCACGUUCAUGUUGCAGCUUUGCUUCUUGAACAAGGUUAUUCUGAUUCACGAGUAUUGCCACCUGCUGCUAAAGGUACUGACGUCAAAGAACUUCCCGGUAUCAGUGGCGGGAGCAUCAAAGGCAAGCAGAAAAAGAAACAUAAAGCAGCACCUCCACCUCAACCAGACUCUAAAGGAAAGCAAGAGAAAGCAUCAGCAUCCUCAGAAAUGUUGCCCCAAGAAGACGACGAAGCAGAUCCUAGAGACACACUGUGUCCAUGUCCGGUACACAACCCUCAGCAUGAGGGUGUGCACGAUCCCACCUCAGCGUGCGAUACCUCGUCAGUCACAACAGCCUCGUUUACUCCACUCCACAUGCUACCAUCACCCGACACUGACCUCUCAGAGUCACAAUCCGUCAUCCCACCGUUCAAGUACCACGAGCAGCACUACCAGCACGACGCCACCAUUUCACCAUCAAGAACUCCGUCAGCGUUUACCGGCUCCACAGCUCUCAUACCAAACAACCAACUACUGACCACGUGUCAUCCGCAGACGCACACGUCUGUAUGUCCGUUAUCGCCGCCGUUUACCACCGAAAUGGAUCGAGAGUUUCCUGUCUCGUCGAGCACACAGUCACCAAAACGACGCGUUACCUCAAUAUCUCCGCUAGCGAUGGACGUCUCAUCUCAACCGACGUCACUGAACGACGGAACGGGCAACGAAGUGAGCACCCGGAACGUGACUGAACGACGAAGUCCCGAAGGAUCGUCCGGAUUCAGCGAACCUGUUCAAGUGUCGAGUGCGUCGCCGCCGCCGUCAUUGUCACCACAAAGCCGGUCAAUGGACUCGAUCCCUGUGAAGCCGUUUACGUUUACUGGAACUCGUCCAGUGGCGGCGGCGUCCACUGCAAGCGAAGAGGAAAGGUUUUGCUUCGAUCCGGAGAGUGUGAUCGAUCCGCUCGCGAAGUUUAGUUCGACGACUGACAGUCUGACGGCGGCGAUACUCAAGAAUCCCGGACUGGUGCACGACUUUAUUAAAGAUCAUCGCGGAUUGCAUGAGUUCUUUCAGAAAUCUCAGACGGGUGACGCUCCGUCGUUGGUGACAUUGCCGCCAGUGGUGGCGGCAGCGGCGGUGAACGUUUUGGACGAGGCGGUUAUGGAUUCUGUUGACGAGAUAAAGGAACGUUUAUACAGAGACAUGGUACCAGUUCAUGACAUCAGGUCGGACGCUUUACAUGUUCCGCCGUCUAGUCCGACAUCUCUUUUGCCGCCAAUGCUGCAUAAUUUGCCGCAAGAUGAGGAUAUGAUGCCGGCUUCUGCUGCUUGCAUGCACGGUGCCCUUGGGUAUGAGGACGACGGGAUGUUGUGUGAGCAGUUGAUGAGAACACCAAUGAGGAAUCUUGCACCUCACGUUCCAGCCAUCGACGUCGACAUGCAGACCGAGAGCAAUCACGACACCGCUCUAACCCUCGCCGCCUCAGGAGGGCAUGACGAGUUAGUCGAGUUGCUACUAGAGAGAGGAGCCGAUUUAGAACACAAAGACAAAAAAGGCUGUUCUCCUCUCAUUCUCGCCUCAACGGCCGGUCACGCGUCGACGUCUGAGAUUCUCCUCCAUCACUAUGCCGACAUCGAAGCUCAGUCGGAUAGAACGAAAGACACGGCUCUGUCGUUGGCAUGUUCGGGUGGACGACAAGAGGUUGUCGAAUUGCUGCUUAAUCAUGGCGCCAACUUUGAGCAUCGGAACAUGUCGGACUACACACCACUCAGUCUAGCGGCAUCGGGCGGAUACGUCGGAAUCAUCAAGACACUCCUACAGCACGGAGCAGAAAUAAACUCAAGAACCGGAAGCAAGCUGGGCAUCUCACCACUCAUGCUUGCCGCCAUGAACGGCCACACAGCCGCAGUCAAGCUCCUCCUCGACAUGGGAAGCGACAUCAAUGCUCAGAUAGAGACCAACCGCAACACAGCACUCACGCUCGCCUGUUUCCAAGGGCGACACGAGGUCGUGAGUCUUCUCGUCGAUAGGAAAGCGAACGUCGAACAUCGUGCGAAGACGGGGUUGACGCCGCUGAUGGAGGCCGCGUCUGGAGGUUAUGUUGAGGUUGGGAAGGUGUUGCUGGAACGGGGAGCCGAUGUCAAUGCACCCCCAGUGCCGUCGUCGAAAGACACGGCUCUGACUAUUGCAGCUGACAAAGGUCAUUCCAAGUUUGUCGAACUUGUACUCGAGUACGGUGCUCUCGUCGACGUACGCAACAAGAAAGGCGCGUCCCCUCUUUGGCUUGCUUGCAAUGGAGGCCACUGGGAGGUUGUACAGCAUCUCAUUAGCUCUGGAGCUGAUCCGGACGCGGAAGACAACCGAGGAGUCUCUUGCCUUGUUGCUGCGUUUCGUAGAGGGCACGUCAAGGUGGUGAAGUACAUGGUGAAGAAAGUGAGUCAGUUUCCGAAUGACGCUGAUGGAACGCGAUUUAUUUCUACCGUGUCGGACAAGGAUCUACUCAAACGAUGCAAACAGUCAAUGGAGAUCAUCCUCACCGCAAAAGACCGGCAGGCCGCUGAAGCCAACAAACACGCAACCAUCCUACUUCAAGAGUUAGAUCAGGAACGUACGAGGGAGGAGAACCGACGUGCGGCCGCCGCCAAGAAGAGAUCGAAGCGCAGACGACAAAAGCAGAAGAAGAAGGAAGAGAAAGAGGAGAGAGAUCAACUACGGAUGCAGCCGAGAACGGCUCCGGAUGGUAGCGAGUCGGAGACCGACAAACAGCCAGGGCAGAGUAGUGAGACAAGCGAUACGGUUAACGAAGGAGACAUAUCGCUAUCCAAAGGUCUGUCUCCAUCAAAACCAACCACAACCAUCCAACUCGAUAUCCAAACCCCACCGCCACCAUCCACCAUACCCGUCACCAUCACCCAAUCAUCAUCCACCCGCCAACCAACAUCACCCGAACCAGAAACACUCACAGUGAGAAAAUCCGUAACCGACGGGAUGGAGAAAGAAGCCACAGUCCCAACCAAUCGACAGUCAAACAAGCCCAAAGGCACUUCAACGGGUAACCAAAAGAGAGGAAGCAGAACGACGCAACAACUGAAGUCGACGUCGCAAAGCACCAGCAGUAAGUCGCCGUCAAGAACCACCGGCAACACGUCGCCACAACGGGCAGUUGUCAUGGCGAUGCAAAGUCCGAGAAGAGGCGGGAAACGAUCGGAAGAAGGUUGGAAAGAAGUCGUACGUAAAGUGAAGAGAAUACCCGUUCCCGGUCACGUCGUGUCUCGUGUGAUGGGUCGGAGUGGGACUAACAUCGUUGCGAUUCGACAAGCUUCUGGUGCUCAUGUAGACGUGGAACGAGGUCGUGCCGGGCAGGAUCGGAUGGUGACGAUAAGGGGGAACACUGAUGCGAUUCGUAUAGCGAGUAAUGUUUUGAUGGCGCUCAUGAAGGAACCGGAAUGUGACGUGAGCGAGUUGCUGCCUGGGAAGCAGAGUCAGGGGGGUGUGAGACGAGGGAGUGGAGGGAGUGGGACGGGUGGGGUGUCAAAGGUUCAUCAAUCUCAAGUGGUGCAACAAGCAGUGGGUGUGAAGAGUCAUCCAGUGGCGAAGCCUGGUCAACCUGCUCAGACGCAGACGUCUCGACAAACGGGCGUCUCGCAAAUCUCCGCCAUCAUCACCCAACCACCAAACGCACCCAUUCUCAACCGACCACCAAUCCAACCCCCAACCACUCAACCAAUUUCCACUCCUCAGGCAUCAUCAUCACCCCAACCAUCUCAAGGAGUCAAACGUCAAUUGUUCUCCGCCGCUGCGGCUCCCAAACCGUCGACUCAAUCACGAGCCGCGUCGCUCACUGGCCCGCCCACCACCCACCUGACGAACGACCAGCUGCAGAAGUAUUCACGGUCGGUCAGCGUUCCCACGACGAUGACGAGCACGUACCCCAAUCUCGUCGUGUCGAGUCUCUUCUCACAAGUCGCGCAGACGCGAAGUCCGAGCGUGUGGAGCACGGCUAGUAGUCAGAAGGGACAACAGAAGAACACGAUACCGGAAGACACUCAACUUCCGGUCACGACACUCGGUCCCAUCGGAUCGUCCCCGCCCACGGCUGCGGUCUCGUCGACGCAAGCGGUCAACACCAUUACGCCUCCGUUAAGUCACUUUGAGCCAUUGAUUACGCAGACGCCUUCCGCGUCGUCGUCGAAAGCUCCGUCUCCCGUGCCGUCGCCGAGGCCGUCGUCGCCGCGUGUUGCUUCGCCGGGAGCCGUCGGGCAACGAGAGACAAGGACGAUCGCGCCGAUUGGAACGGAGAGAGCGCAUGAAACGAAUCAGGAGAAGCAAGAGAAACAGAAGUCGCCGUCUCCUUCUGGGAGUGACAAGCAAGAGGAGCGACAGACUCCGGCUCCAAUCGGAACCGGACGAAGUCGACAGCAACCGUCGCAAAAGAUCAAGACGUUGGACGAUGGCGGCAGCAUCAAACCGAUCGGAACGGAACGAACUCACCGUCAGUCAGGAAACGUACCGACUGCUAUUGUUAAUCCCGGAUUUCCAACAAGUCGAGAACAACCGAGUCUGAAUCCACAACCGACCACUGGAGUGUGGGCAUACCCGACGACAAGACGAGAUGUUGCGGACUGGAGUAUGCAGCCGACUGCAGUUGCAUCCAUGUCCACAUCGCAUCCCGUUUUGUCUCAGUAUGUCAGCACCUCAUACAGUAACAGUACAAGAGGAAGGUCGUUGGAAUCGCUCGCUAGUCUUCUCGAUCGUCUCUCCCUCUCUAAACAUCUCAACUUGUUCCAACGGAACGAGAUCGAUCUAGACGCUCUCAUGCUCAUGUCAGAGAAGGAUUACGCUGAGAUUGGAUUACCCAAGGGUCCUCGCAUGAAACUACUCAACGCCACAGGCCGCCUAGACGAGACGUGUCCACCUGAUCAGUAUCCCUCCCAGUUACAAUCUCCAGUCAGUGUCACAUAUUCUCGUCCGACCGAAGACUCCAUUCCCGUUUCACAACAUCACGUGCUCUUUCCGGCAACAGGCAUGCCGUCGACGAUUGCAGCAGCGGCGAGUAGAGCGUGGGCGUCUGUACCACCCGUUCAGACAACGUCCUCGAUGAGUGGGGAAUCGGCAUUGGAAGGCAACGCCACACAACAAGCUCAAGGACAACAGCAGUGUCUGUGUGGGUUUACUACAGAUCUGAGAUGCUAUUCUGACAUCAUGCAAGUUGUGCUAGUGCAUGUGACGAUGCAAGUUGUGGUAGUGUGA
This is a messenger RNA of Corticium candelabrum, 7472 nucleotides long. RefSeq names its product ankyrin repeat domain-containing protein 17-like. Gene Ontology annotation, biological process: innate immune response. Gene Ontology annotation, molecular function: RNA binding; protein binding. Lineage: Eukaryota; Metazoa; Porifera; Homoscleromorpha; Homosclerophorida; Plakinidae. The transcript is spliced from 27 exons. The record is from RefSeq and is a predicted model, not a curated record. The coding region runs from base 513 to 7472 and encodes 2319 amino acids. Gene Ontology annotation, cellular component: cytoplasm.